This is a messenger RNA of Parus major (Great Tit), 2679 nucleotides long. RefSeq names its product WASP family member 2 (gene WASF2). The transcript has 10 exons. Lineage: Eukaryota; Metazoa; Chordata; Aves; Passeriformes; Paridae. Gene Ontology annotation, cellular component: cytoskeleton. The record is from RefSeq and is a predicted model, not a curated record. Gene Ontology annotation, biological process: positive regulation of Arp2/3 complex-mediated actin nucleation; actin cytoskeleton organization. Gene Ontology annotation, molecular function: protein kinase A regulatory subunit binding; actin binding; Arp2/3 complex binding. The coding region runs from base 131 to 1345 and encodes 404 amino acids.
GGGCCCGCCAGGGCAGGGAGGGGGAGUCGUGGAAUGGCGGACGGGCGGGCCGGCCCGCCCUGGUGGUAGUGAGACCGGGGGCGCGGAGGGGACAGCCGCGGACAGGAACAGUGCCUGAAGCAGGUCCACCAUGCCGUUAGUAACGAGGAACAUUGAGCCAAGGCACCUGUGCCGUCAGACGUUGCCUAGCGUUCCGAGCGAGCUGGAAUGCGUGACCAACAUCACCCUGGCAAAUGUCAUUCGACAGCUGGGCAGCCUGAGUAAAUCUGCAGAAGACAUAUUUGGAGAGCUGUUUACUCAAGCCAACACCUUUGCCUCUCGGGUGAGCAUUCUGGUCGAGAGAGUUGACCGCUUGCAAGUCAAAGUCACUCAGCUGGAUCCCAAAGAGGAGGAAGUCUCCUUGCAAGGCAUUAACACAAGGAAGGCCUUCAAAAGCUCCACCACUCAGGACCAGAAGCUCUUUGACAGAGAUUCUCUCCCUGUGCCUGUUCUCGAAACCUACAAGACCUGCAAUACCCCUCCACCUCUCAACAUCCUCUCACCUUACAGGGAUGAUGGCAAGGAGGCACUUAAAUUCUACACAGAUCCUUCAUAUUUCUUCGACCUUUGGAAGGAGAAAAUGCUUCAGGACACCAAGGAUAUCAUGAAGGAAAAGCGGAAACAUAGGAAAGAGAAAAAGGAGAAUCCAAACAGAGGAAAUGUGAAUCCACGGAAAAUCAAAACCCGGAAGGAGGAGUGGGAGAAGCUGAAAAUGGGACAAGAAUUUGUCGAGUCAAAGGACAAGCAUGGUCCUGCUGGGUACCCCUCCAACAUGGUGUAUCAGAACGGCAGCAUCGGCUCCAGCGAGAGCAUGGAUGGGAACUGCUACCCGCCACCACCACAGACUGACUCUAUUGUGCCACCACCUCCCUCGUUCCCAGAUGACAGCCUGCCUCCACCCCCACUGGAAUUUAGUUAUCCUGUAGACAACCAGAGGGGUUCUGGUUCCGGAGGGCCCAAACGAUCCAGCCUGGUUAGCCCGAGCCACCCACCGCCAGCUCCUCCCAUCGGAUCCCCCUUGGCAGCCAGGCCGGGCUUUGCUCCCCCUCCAGCUCCUCCUCCACCACCACCCUCCACCUCCAAGCCCAAGUCGUCCUUGCCUGCGGUCAGCGAUGCCAGGAGCGAUCUGCUUUCGGCUAUUCGGCAAGGCUUCCAGCUGCGCAAGGUGGAGGAGCAGCGGGAGCAGGAGAAGAGGGAUGUUGUGGGGAACGACGUGGCCACCAUCCUGUCACGCCGCAUCGCCGUGGAGUACAGCGACUCCGAGGACGACUCCUCCGAGUUCGACGAGGAUGAAUGGUCGGAUUAGCCACGCUCCCAUCCCCUCCUUUCCCUUCUCUCCUGGGUUCGCUUCUUACAGAAUCAGGUGGCCAAACCUUGCACCACAUCCUUUUUAUCCUGUAACCAAAGAUGUGCCAAGGGUUUUCAGACAACCAGCAGCAUAUCUCCCCUCUCCCUCCCCCUCCAGCUUUGGCAGGACUUUGUGCUCUGCCUUUCCAAAAAGUCUCCUGGUGGACACUGAGGAUGCGGCGCUGGGAUUUAGCUGGAGGGGGUGUAACGGUUGCUUAUUUAAAAGAGAGCUAAACCUCCAGAUUUUUGAUGCCACCAGGCAGAACACAUAUAAACCCUCCAUCCUGAGGGAUUUUUAAAGUAAAGAUGGAUGAUCCUGUUGUGGCCGUGUGGCCUUUUGGAUGAAGGACAUUUUCAGCUGGUUUUCUCAGUGCAACAGCAGACAGUUGAUCUGAUGGCUCUUCCUUGCCAGUGAAUACUGGUAGUGCUGCAAGAAAAUGGGCUUUAAAUGUCAGUUCUCUGCUGCAUCCCACUGUCAAAUAAUCAGGUUUUUGGCAAUUUUUUCCCCCCUGACCCCUGAGUAUUAAUUCCAGAUCACCCUGUGUGGGGUGCACUUCCCAGCUUCCAGGCUGCAGAGUGCCUUGGGUGCAGCGUUGGGAGGGACUGAUUUUAUUUUAGGAGCUGCCUUUACCUUCCUCAGAUGUCCUGGACUGCUUUGCCAAGGGGAGACUUGCACAGAGGGAUGUAAGACGAGGGCAGGAUGCUUGCUCAGCUUCCACUCUUGGGAAAGCAGAGCCUCUGUCCCACUGAGACACAUCUGUGCUCAGCUCUGAGCGGUGGCCAGACCUCGCCGGCUGAUUUUCUCCAGUUCAUGCUGAGAUUGUGUUUUCAAUUCCAAAUCCAGUGCCUACGACAAGGGAGAUGGCUUGGGGCGGGUUCUCUGAACACCAGGCAGUGUGGUGGUCUUUGGCCUGCCAGGGCAGUUUGAGAGGUGCUGUUUUUAGCAGGGUGACUGUACUUUUAACACGAGGACUUAAAUGCUGGUAUUGCCUUUGCUUCUUCUCCCUUCCCCCUAGGGAGGGGAGUUCAUGUGCCUAAAAACAUCGUGUGUGUGAACCGAGUUGCCCAUCAGUUACAUCAGACCUAACCUACCCUAAUUUUGUUAUUAUAAUUCAUUAGUUAAUUUUAAGAGAACAUUUUUUCUCCUCACUAACCCUGUGAAUUAAUUCCCAGGCUGCUCACUAUAGAUCCAGUACUGGCAGGGGAAAAUGGGGAAUUUGAACUAGCUGACCUCGGUUUUAUUGCUGUUUUAUGUUACCUUACAUAGAAUAUGAGCAUAUCUUGGAAAUCUAA